UCACUGGAGGCGUCACCGAGGAGGUGCCUGGACCUGCCCCUGCUCCUCUUGGGCGCGUCGACUGGACGCUCUGUUUUUACGUCAUUUCCGGAGCACCUCCCUCGGCAGAAGCUUGCAUUAGGGGGGAUUCGCCUGGUGUGGGCGGCCGGAGACCGCUGUGGUUCAACUGUUUGUUCCUGUCACACUCCUGGCCCGUACCAUGGGAGUGACUUGUGUGUCCCAGAUGCCUGUGGCUGAGGGCAAGAGUGUCCAGCAGACGGUGGAGCUCCUCACCCGGAAAUUGGAGAUGCUUGGGGCAGAGAAGCAAGGAACAUUUUGUGUGGAUUGUGAGACCUACCACACAGCUGCCUCCACUCUUGGCAGCCAAGGUCAGGCUGGGAAGCUGAUGUACGUGAUGCACAACUCAGAGUACCCUCUGAGCUGCUUCGCCCUCUUUGAGAAUGGCCCUUGGCUUAUUGCCGACACCAACUUCGACGUGCUCAUGGUGAAACUCAAGGGCUUCUUCCAGAGUGCCAAGGCCAGCAAGAUUGAGACACGGGGUACCCGUUACCAGUACUGUGACUUCCUAGUGAAGGUGGGCACAGUCACCAUGGGGCCCAGUGCCCGGGGCAUCUCCGUAGAGGUGGAGUAUGGCCCCUGUGUGGUAGCUAGCGACUGCUGGAGCCUGCUGCUCGAGUUCCUACAGAGUUUUCUAGGCAGCCACACACCAGGGGCUCCUGCAGUGUUUGGGAACAGACAUGAUGCCGUCUAUGGCCCAGCAGAUACCAUGAUCCAGUACAUGGAACUCUUCAAUAAGAUCCGCAAGCAGCAGCAGGUGCCGGUGGCUGGGAUUCGUUAGUGACUGGUGGCUGCCUAGCUGAGCUCUGUCACCAGGGGGUCGGUGCAGGAAGAGCAGGGGCUGCACCCUGAGACCCCUGGACCCCAGAAACCCAGGGCAGACAUGGAGGCUUCUCUCCCUCCUCUCAGCUGUGACUUUUGUUCUGGGGAUCUGGACUCCCCUCCCCUGACCCUCACACACAGCCCCCCAGCAGCUGCUUCACCCUACGCCUUACUGGACUUGGCCUGUUCUCAAGAAUGGUAAUUACGAAGAGUGGAGAAGUGAGGAGCUUUCCUGCUUUAGGGAAAAGGUAGGACAGGGCUGUCCCUGCCCAGUGUUGGUGGGAAAGCAGUCUGUAUCUCUAGCUGUUGCAGAUUUGGCCUAGGUCCACAGUGGAUGGACUGGGCUGGGCUGUGCUGGGCUGUAAUAAAGGCCUCUUCCUCUACUCCAGGGAUGCAGUUGGGCCUCUCCUGGAGAAGGAGUAGAAGGCAUAACUUGGUGUGAUGGCUGUCAUUUCUUGACCUGUUUGCUGAAGUGAACUGUGAGUUGACUUUUCUAGGAUACUGCCGGAGUCCUUUGGAGUCUCCCUCUGGCAUCUUUCCAUUCUGUUGUGAAUGAGGUUAAGCCAUAAGCCAAGCUGCUGUAACAAAGAGAACCUAAAGUACAGUGGCUCCUAGUAGAAGGUUCUUCUUCUCUCUUCUAAUAGUACAGAUGUAAUCAGAUGGUAUGGGGCAGAUUUAACUGUACACGGUCACCAGGACCUCAGGUUCCUUCUGUCUUGUUCAGCCAACUUUGGGGUGUUGACCUUGCCCACCAGGUCAAAGCAGACCCAUCAGUUCCGUGUCUACAAUACACCGGGGAAAGAGAGAGCAAAGCACUUUCUUUUUAAAGGAUAUGACCUGGAGUCCCUCAAAUCAGUGUGGCCACACUUUGCUGAAAGGGGCGCUGGGACAUAGAGCCUCUUACUUCGGUGACCAUGUGUUCAGUUAAAACCCCGGGGCUUCCAUGAUUAAAAGAUGAAGGAGAAAAUGGAUGUGGGGGCCUCGUCAGGGGCCUCUGCUACAUGGAGCUCAAUGUAUGUGCCCCGGAGGGCCCUUGGUGGUUAUUUUGGAGAGCACCCCCCCGGUAACGGAGUUAUUUGUCAGUUGCAUUGGGUUAGGGCAGGUGCCUGAGCCACUCGUGAGUUUCCCUGGCUUGGUCACACUGGGUAGUCCGUUCCACCCCCCUUGCCUAAGGGUUCACGGCUUCCUGAGCUCUUUGUCCUUGUUUCAUUUGAGGCUCCAAGCUGCUCAUUGGACUUAUAUCGCCUGCUCACCCAACUCAGGCUGCAGAAAUGUUCACUUGGCUAACAUUGAUAUAUACAGGCAGGAAUGGUCUGAGAAAACACUUUAGCGUAUUUUACCACAGAUUUGUCCUCAAGGAUACUGUCCCUCACUGCAGGUACCUCAGAGAAAUUAGUUUUAGAUCUGACGCCUCUGCAACAGGAAUCAGGAGACGGUCACAUUUCCCUUGUAGCUUUGGCUGGCAGGAAGCUCAGUUGACUCCAGCUGCAGGACCGCAGAAGUAGAGCUGCUACUCUACUUCUUGUUUUCCUUUGCCCCUGGCUUUUUUGUUUGGUUCUUUCUUCUGUUUUUGCUUUUUUAAAUUGAGGUGUAUUUUAGAUGUCAUUUACAGACAAUAAAAUGCAUACCUAGAUCUUAUGUUUUUGGCCCUCUGAUUUAUAUUUGCUCUCGUCCAGCUUUAUCUGUGUUUUUCUGCAGACUCCCUCAAAGCUUUUGUGAGAUGAGACGGCAUUUUGAAAACAUACAGAGAUAGAGUGUGAUAAAUGUGACUCAAGAAGUAUGCAUUUUAUGGAGGGGUUCUGUGCUCUAAAAAGUAAAGAAGAGUAUAAACUCCCUAACUGUACUUUGCCUUUUGAUUUAAUCUUGGCUCAUACAUUUCCAGCAUUCUUCACUUUUCCCUUAUUUCGAGCAUACAUUUAACCAAAGUCAAGUCCAGUGGACACCAGACCGGGCUUUAUGAACUGCCACAUUGGGUACUUCUGUCCACUCUUGUCCUUUGCAUCAAUUAAAAAAAGUUUAUCCCUAUAAAAGGCAGGUAAUGCAAUACAUUUCUUCAUUUAACAAAUAUGGCUCCUCUAGUGAGGUUGCCAAAACUGAGCUGGUAACUAGUGGGAAGGGUCCAGAUGUCGUCCAGCUUUUAUGUGCAAAUCGGAAUGGGACUUUCAAGAGUCGUUGAGGAUUGUCAGUGUAUCAUUUUUGAAAGUUCAGGUUGAAUGAAAGCUUAGGAGCAUUGGUAUAAAUUUAAGGAAUAAAGGGCAUGGUGAUCCUCAUUUUAUAGAUGAUAACUUAAAUGUGUCUAGUUAAUGGAGAUGCCAUGUGUUUGGUUUUAAAUCUGAUGUGGUUCCUUCUUUGCUAGACCUGUCUUCCUGAGUCUCCUGCCUCUGCUUCCAGAGGCUUUUCCCUUCUUCCCAUCUGUAUCCACCCCAAAAUAGCAGAAACUGUGUUCUAAGACCCUGCUAACAUGUCGGCUUGGUGAGUACCUUUGUCAGAGCUCUGCAGCGAAGCUGUAGGACUCCACUAGUCUUCCUUUUUUGGGAGAUGGGGAGGUGGGGCUCCCACAGAGGCCAUGCUGAGAGAGGAGGCUGCAGUUGGGACCAAACUCCAGACUUAGGACCCGUAGCUACUAUCAUGUGUCUAAGUGUGGCUCCUGGGCCUGUGUGUGGUGCCAGGUUAUUUUAGGUGGAAUGUGGAAAACACUUUUCUGUUAGUACUUACAUCUUAUUCUCAUGCGUAUUAGAAAAAAGCAGAACUAGCACUUUAUUCCUUAGGAUGAGGGUAAGUUUUUAAGGAAGAGUCCCUUUACAAGAACUGUUGAGUUCUUGCACAAAUGAUACCUGCAGAUGGCAAACCCUGGGAUGGCAGAAAGCAAAUGGGUGGGAUUUGGGGAACCCUGUAUUCUACCUGUGUCUAGCCCAUCACUUGUAUCCAUUCAUGGUUCCUGCACUGGCUGUGCUUUCCUCCUGUGUCCCGUGCUCUUGUGAUUCUCUGUAUUCCUGUUCCCAGGCUGCCUCCUGCUUGCUUGCCUCAGAUCUUGAGUACCAAAUAGUCAGUCACGUUUCCCCCGCCAUCUGUUGGUGUCCCUGCUCCUCUGAAGGAAUACCUAGAGACUGACCACUGGUCUCCAUCACCAGGUCAGCCCCAGCCCAGUGUGUCCAGUAUUCAUUUGUGGGGCUUCAGUGAGACUUUUCUUUCCGAAUCCUGGAUGAUAAAGGAAAGCAGUUAGAAAUUCCCACCUCCUCAUGCCCUCUAGGUGUCAAGAGUGGAGACUCUGCGAACAUAGGAAGGGCAAUAGGCUGAACAUUUUGAAGCUGUGCAUAUAGUAGAUCUGGAGCCAGGUGGGGCUGAUGGGUGGUACAUACCUGUGAUUCCCAGUAUUGUCUUUCCCUUACAACAGCCUCCCUCUCUGUAUCUGCCGCUGUCUGGACCCCUUGGGCUGCAGGCCCCAGUCACAAGUGCCAUGUGGCAUGGCUAAAACCAGUUGUAUCACAAAUUUGGUCCUCUCUUGGGGGUUGGUGUCUUUGGACUUAGAGUAGUCUCUUCUUGAGGAUAGACUCUCCCCCAAGAUUCUUUGGAUGGGAAGAGACCUUGAAAGGACCUCUAGUUUAUCCUGCAACUUCAGUCAAUAUCCCACUUAAAUCAUCCCAGGUAAUAGAGAAGAGGAAACCUAAUCAAUGGCUGUGGAAUGAUAUGGAAGAAGAUG
Messenger RNA from Lutra lutra (Eurasian river otter), 4579 nucleotides. RefSeq names its product mediator complex subunit 20 (gene MED20). Gene Ontology annotation, biological process: regulation of transcription by RNA polymerase II. Gene Ontology annotation, molecular function: transcription coactivator activity. Lineage: Eukaryota; Metazoa; Chordata; Mammalia; Carnivora; Mustelidae. The record is from RefSeq and is a predicted model, not a curated record. The transcript has 6 exons. Gene Ontology annotation, cellular component: mediator complex. Bases 200 to 838 code for a protein of 212 amino acids.